AUGUCGAAGCCUCAGAGAAAGCCGGCCUCGGCUGCGACCAACUUGAUCGCUGGUGGUGCCGCAGGUAUGAUGGAGGCACUGGUCUGCCACCCUCUCGACACGAUCAAAGUCCGCAUGCAGCUCUCCCGACGAAACAAAGCCGGCGGCAAGCGUCGCGGCUUCAUCGCUACCGGUGUCGACAUCGCCAAGAAGGAGACUCCCCUCGGCUUGUACAAAGGUCUCGGUGCCGUGCUCACAGGUAUCGUCCCAAAGAUGGCCAUCCGAUUCACCAGCUACGAGUGGUACAAGCAAUUGCUCGCCGACAAGGAGGGCAAGGUCGCCGGUAGCUCCAACUUCAUCGCCGGUCUCGCCGCCGGUGUCACCGAAGCCGUCCUGGUCGUCACUCCCAUGGAAGUCGUCAAGAUCCGUCUGCAGGCGCAAUUCCACUCCAUGGCCGACCCGCUCGACGUGCCAAAGUACCGCAACGCCGCCCACGCCUUCUACACCGUCCUGAAGGAGGAAGGUCCCGGUGCGUUAUGGCGUGGUGUCUCCCUCACUGCUCUCCGCCAGGGUACCAACCAAGCCGCCAACUUCACCGCCUACACCGAGCUCAAGGCCAUCGUACAGAAGAACGCCGCCGACCCGAACGCGCCGCUCCCCGCAUACACCACCGCGCUCAUCGGUCUGGCAUCCGGUGCCGUCGGUCCCUUCUGCAACGCACCCAUCGACACCAUCAAGACCCGUCUCCAGCGCACACCCUCGCAGCCCGGCCAAACCGCCAUGAGCCGCAUCAUCAACAUUGGUUCCAACAUGUUCAAGCAGGAGGGUCCCCGCGCCUUCUGGACCGGUAUCACACCCCGAGUGGCCCGUGUGGCGCCGGGUCAGGCUGUCACGUUCGCUGUGUACGAGUACCUGCGGGAAAUUCUGGAGAAGAAGAGGGAGCAAAUUCCGGGAAACAAGUACGAAGAGUGA
Messenger RNA from Dissoconium aciculare CBS 342.82, 951 nucleotides. Its product is annotated as mitochondrial carrier. Lineage: Eukaryota; Fungi; Ascomycota; Dothideomycetes; Mycosphaerellales; Dissoconiaceae. The coding region runs from base 1 to 951 and encodes 316 amino acids. Gene Ontology annotation, biological process: succinate transport; transmembrane transport; fumarate transport. The record is from RefSeq and is a predicted model, not a curated record. The transcript has 2 exons.